Gamsiella multidivaricata is the source of this 2701-nucleotide messenger RNA. Its product is annotated as major facilitator superfamily domain-containing protein. NCBI's taxonomy places the organism in Eukaryota, Fungi, Mortierellomycota, Mortierellomycetes, Mortierellales, Mortierellaceae. The record is from RefSeq and is a predicted model, not a curated record. The transcript is spliced from 5 exons. Bases 164 to 2701 code for a protein of 845 amino acids. Gene Ontology annotation, molecular function: transmembrane transporter activity. Gene Ontology annotation, biological process: transmembrane transport.
CUCAAAACCUUAUUGGUGUGAGAAAGGGAGAGAUUCCUCACCUUCUGACAUCUUUGUCAUUCUUAAUUCAUUCAUCUCAUUCACCCAUUCCUCCUCCCCCACCCUCCUACCGGCUCUUGCCCAACCUCCUUUUCUCCUCCACUGCACAGCGCCGCACCGCAAAAUGGCCCUGCGUCGCGUGCCCACUUAUGAAAACACGCUGGCCAACGACCGCCCUGACGAUUCAACACAACUCGAGUCCUUCCCGCCAUUAUACAUCACCCGAUCCAAUGUCCUUGAUACACCCCCGCUCACCCUAGAGUCCUUGCCCUCAGAUCAUCUUGAGAAGCUCAAAGAAGACCAGACAACGAAGCGGUGGUGGAUCCUCUUGUUCGCCUGUCUACUCCUCUUUGGCAAUUGCUUCGCAUACGACAAUCCGGCCGCGCUCAACACGCAGUUACAGAAAUAUCUGGGUAUGCCAUACAACGACUACCAGUACCUCCUCUCGACCCUCUACAGUGUCUAUUCGUUGCCCAACACAGUUCUGCCUUUCUUAUUUGGUUCGCUGGUCGACAGGUUCGGGCCCCAAAGGGUCCUCGUAGCACUCAGUGCCUGUGUCUGCAUUGGCCAGGCCAUAUUUUCGAUCGGCGUGCAGACUCGUCAGAUCUGGAUGAUGCUGGUCGGACGUGCCAUCUUUGGGAUCGGAGGCGAGAGUUGCGGUGUCGCGCAAGCGAGCAUCACAACCACACAAUUCAGAGGACAGGAAUUGGCCUUUGCACUAGGACUGAACCUUUGCAUGGCUAGAUUCGGCUCCGUUGUGAAUGCGAUCGUUACUCCGUGGGUGGAACAGGAGUGGGGUGUCCCCACAGCAGUCUGGAUCGGGACCCUGAGCUGUGUGGCCUCGUUUCUUUCGGCAAUCACUCUCGUCUCGAUAAUCAGCGAGUCCGGGACACCUGCGUCGUACUCAAAAGAGGACCUAGAGGAUACACGUUUACUUUCAAGCGCCUCUAGGACAAUCGGCGCUAAUGAUGCGAGCAAUGGACCCUAUUUUAAUGCCUCGUCCUCCCACGAUAAUGACUUGGCAUUCUCGUCUUCCCACUUGCGCUCUCCAACCCAGUCCUCCAUACUUCAGCACCUGUCAGGAGUCUUGCGCCAGGAUUCCAACUUCUCAGAAUCCAUUCACAGUAUCCGAUUCACACCUGGGCUCAGGAAAUCCGGCAAACGACCGUCGCUUUAUAUCAUAACGGAUCAGACGAAAAAGAAGGAGUCAUGGUGGGAACAAUGGUUGAGUGAUCUCAAAUUCUUUCCAUCAACCUUCUGGCUGAUCUGCGUGCUCACAGUGCUGCUCUACGGAACCGUAGUCCCAUUCAACAAUAUUGCAAGCGACUUUUUGCAGUCCAAAUGGUAUCACGGUAAACCACGGAAGGCGGCUGCGGUCAUGGGCAUUCCUGACACCAUUGGUGCUAUCUUGGUGCCAGGAUUUGGAUUGAUCGUGGAUCGCUAUGGCAGGCGUGCGAGCAUCUUGAUUGCCUCGGCGUUCGUCAUGGUGAUUGUGCAUACCACAUUGGGGUUCACGAUGUUGAACCCGAUUAUCGGGUUCUCGUGCUUGGGUGUUGCCUACACAAUGUAUGGCGUGGCUCUUUGGCCUUCCAUCGCCUGUGUGGUGACGAGCGAGCUUCAUUUGGGAAAAGGAUACGGGAUCAGCACCAGUUUCCUCAAUAUUUCAUUGACAGUCAUUCCGCCGAUUGUGGCCAUGAUUCGCGUGGUGGGCAAUAGCUUUGUACCGGUCGAGAUGCUCUUUAUCUCCAUGGGCCUUUGCGGCAUCGUUGUGGCAUUCGUGCUCAAGAGUAUCGAUCAUCGGGAUGGUGGUGCGUUGGAGCAGCCAGAGAUCGAGGUGGAUGUGCCGGUCAUUGUUCCACAGUCAACAGUCUCUACUCCGGCCGCAACACUGGAAUCCCCAGCAACUUCUCACAGGCGAUCCCCGUACAUGAAAAAGAAGAGGCGGCCUGCCUUGAAUGUUCUUCAGAUGCCGGCAUCUGCAUCAGAAUCGGACUGGUCACCAAGACGGAGGCGAGGAGAAGAAACCCAUGGCGUAAACGUUGCAGCGGGAGAAGGAUCACCAUUGUUGCAGAAGAAAACGGGGGAAGAAGACGAGCACAUAAACAACGGUAGACAAGGGAAUUCGUCUACUCUUGACGCAUCCCCUGCGCAGCAUAAUCUUCCCACAUCAACAGUCAUGUCGCCAACCACGGCGCGGAAUAAUCGACCUCAGAAGCGGUUUAGCCGACCAUUGUUGCAUAAGGCGUUGACAAGGCUUGGAGGUCCGCUAUCACAUCAAUAUCCCUCUAGCCCUCUUUAUGGAUCUGUUUCCUCAUCGCCGUUGGCCUUCGGUGCAGCGGACAGGCGAUGGGACAUUGAAGGAGGAGGCAGCAGGACCGUGUCAGGCAUGGAGGGCUACGGUAUGAGCCAGCAUCCAAUUCUUUAUAUCCCUCUGCGUGGAAGCUCAAGUAGCUUCCGAAUCCGUCGAAAUCCUCGGCCGGUCGCCUUUGGAGAAGGGGAAGAGGGUCGCAUCUACUGGAAUGGCCAGGUGGUGGAAUCAGACCACGGCGAUGAUGAUGAACCUGAUACGGGCUUGGAGCGAGAGACCGAGCCAUCCACGGCUGGGGGAGAUAAGGGCGCAGCUCCCUUGAGCCUGAAUAAUGCAGGGCGCAAUAACCAUUAG